GCACUAUUUGAGCUAGUGAAAUGCAGCUUUAAUGCAGAAGAGGCACUAAGAAGAUAUCGCUUUAAUGUCAAGGUUUUCAAUGAAGAGCUUUGUGGCUGGAGUGAGGAGGAGUGUCGUAACUUUGAGUAUGGUUACCGUGCCCAUGGCAAGAACUUCAACCUCAUACAGGCCAACAAGGUCCGCACGCGCUCAGUUGGCGAGUGUGUAGAGUACUACUACAAGUGGAAGAAAUCAGAGCGGCAUGAGUAUUUCACACAGCAGGCCACCAAGCUGGGUCGGAAAAAGUGCAAUCUGCCAUCUGGCAACAUAGAAGAUGCUGGGCCAGAUGGAAACACUGGUGAUUUGGAAGGUGCCAAUCAAGGUUUGCCAGUUAGGACUUCCAUUCAACUCCAACCUCCAUCGCCACCUGCAGUCAUGGAGCUGGAUAAACAAGAGGACAGCCUGAAUUGCACAGCUCAGUUUCACGGUCGUCCACGACGGAAACGCACGCCACGCUUCCUAUUAAAGCCCUGAGCUUCCUGCUCACUGACAGCCUAAAACUGACAGAAACACAGGUUCUGAGCGAAACAGUGGAGAGAUGGAACUAUAUGCAGGAUCUUGCUCAAGCCCACAGGGGCAGCAGUCGUUCAGCCAAUUCUCGUUUCAGCCACCAGCGCUCCAGACGUCAGAUGUGUCCUCCCCGUCCCCCAAGCUUUACCUCUCCUCUCUAUCCUGUAGCCACUCCUUCCCUUCUCCUCAGCCAGACUCAGGGCUCCUUGGAGCAGGUUUUUCCCAGCUACGACUGGGGUCCUUUCCUGAAGAUCCUGCACCUGCUUGCUCAGAGAACAUUGCUCCCAGAAGGCUUCAACUUCAACACCGUCCUCGUCUGUCCCAUCCAGCCCAGAUUUUGGGAUAAUAGGUAGCCUCUUGUGCCCACCUUACUGCGUCAGCUCCGCACCCAUCAAACACAGCGACUCACCCAUUCCAGAUCUCUCAUUCACCUGGAAUUUGCAGUUGUCAUUUUCAGGCUACAUAAGAAAAGCCUGAGUUACAGGCAGAGUUUGACCAAAAAAAAUAACAUUCUGUCAUCAUUUACUCCCCUUCAUGUCAUUCCAAAACCUUCUGAGGAGCACAAAAGAAGAUAUUUCAAAGCUGAGUUUGUCAAUACAAUGAACGCCAACAGGGUCCAAAACUUGCAUAAUCCAAAAACAAAAAAAAUGCAUAAAUGUAGCAUAAAUUUAAUCCAAAAGUGCACUAACUUCAUCUAAUUUUCAGAUCUUUUUCUAAUAUUCCCCAUUGACUUAAAUAUUGAAGAAAGUAGGUCGUACAGGUUUGCAACAACGUAAGGGUGAGUAAAUGACGAUAGAAAUUAAAUAUCUGGUAAACAAUCCUUUUAAUCAAAGAAUGUGUUUAUAAUAUUUAAUCUGUGUUGCCUUUUAAACUACUAAACUAGUAACUGGGUGUUUUAGGGAGCUGGUUGUCUCGGUCAAACUGCUGUUUUUAAUUGACUACCUAAUUUUAAGCAGCUUUGGAAAUAUAAGAGGGUUUACAUCUCUUUGAGCUGUUUGGUCUCACUAAGACUCAUUUUCAGUAACCGUUCAGUAAUUUACUGCUUGUACAGUAAAUUGUUCCUUUCAUUGCAUAUAGAUCUUAUAAACUUUUGAAACUACUUUAUUAGAUCACUUAUUUCUUU
Carassius auratus (goldfish) is the source of this 1672-nucleotide messenger RNA. RefSeq names its product mesoderm induction early response protein 2-like. Gene Ontology annotation, cellular component: nucleoplasm. The record is from RefSeq and is a predicted model, not a curated record. The transcript has 6 exons. NCBI's taxonomy places the organism in Eukaryota, Metazoa, Chordata, Actinopteri, Cypriniformes, Cyprinidae. The annotation marks the transcript as partial. Gene Ontology annotation, biological process: negative regulation of transcription by RNA polymerase II. Gene Ontology annotation, molecular function: transcription corepressor activity; histone deacetylase binding.